AUGUACAGUGAUCGACGUCGUCCCGAAUUCCUUAAUGGCAUGCAUAGUUUUCUCAAUGUGGCUGAGAAAAACAGGCAGAAUGGAUUUAUUUUUUGUCCAUGUAAAAAAUGCCAGAAUAAGAGGAAUUUCCCUAACUCAAGAACCAUACACACCCACCUGUUGCAAGAAGGCUUCAUGCCCAGUUAUUUCUGUUGGACCAAGCACGGAGAAAGAGGGGUUGUAAUGGAAGACAAUGAAGAAGAAGAGGAUAAUGAUAACUAUCCUAUGUUCGGUGAACACGGUGAUACUGAAAUGGGGGAAGACGAGCCUGAACUUGAGGACAUUGUUGAUGAGUCUGAUGAUGAUCUUCGUCAGGUCAUUCGUGAAGAACAGAUAAACUGCGCAAGUGAAAACGAGAGGUUGAAGUUGGAGCGCAUGUUAGAAGAUCACAAAAAAUUGUUGUACCCAAAUUGCAAAGAUGGCCAGAAAAAGCUGGGCACCACCCUGGAAUUGCUGCAAUGGAAGGCAGAGAAUGGAAUAUCUGACAAGGGAUUUGAAAAGCUGCUGAAAAUAAUGAAGAAGAUGCUUCCAAGAGAUAACGUGCUGCCCUGCAGUACGUACGAAGCAAAGAAGGUUGUCUGCCCUCUAGGAUUGGAAGUGCAUAAGAUACAUGCAUGCAUCAAUGACUGCAUCCUCUACCGCGGUCAACACGAGAAUUUAAAUGCCUGCCCGGUAUGCGGUGCAUUUCGGUAUAAGAUCAGGCGAGAUGACCCUGGUGAUGUUGAGGGCGACGAUCGCCCGAGGAAGAGGGUUCCUGCCAAGGUGAUGUGGCAUGCUCCUAUAAUACCACGGUUGAAACGUUUGUUCCGAAACAAAGAGCAUGCCAAGUUGCUGCGAUGGCACAAAGAAGACCGUAAGGAAGAUGAUAUGCUGAGACAACCCGCUGAUGGGUCGCAGUGGAGAAACAUCGACGAUAAGUACGAGGACUUUGCACGUGACGCAAGAAACUUAAGCUUUGGUCUAAGUACAGAUGGACUGAAUCCGUUUGGGGAGCAGAGCCCGUCGCAACCCGGCAACAACAUUGAUGUGUACCUGAGGCCACUGGUUGAUGAAAUUUUAGAGUUGUGGGCUGACGAAGGUGUACGUGUGUGGGACGAGUACAAACAGGAGGAAUUUGACCUACGAGGGUUGCUGUUUGUAACCAUCAAUGAUUGGCCCGCUCUUAGUAACAUCUCAGGACAAUCAAACAAGGGAUACAACGCAUGCACACACUGUUUAGGCGAGACUGAAAGUAUACAUAUAGGCAAGAAUGUGUACCCGGGGCAUCGUCGAUUUCUUCCAGACAGGCAUCCCGUAAGAAAGAAAGGAAAGCAUUUCAAAGGCGAGGUAGAUACACGGAGGAAGCCAACCCUCCCUAAAGGUACUGAUAUAUAUGACAUGGUCAAAGAUAUAAAAGUAAUCUUUGGUAAGGGUCCUGGCACACAAUCUGUUCCGAAUAACGCCGACAACCACAUAGCCAUGUGGAAGAAGAAAUCUAUAUUCUGGGAACUACCCUAUUGGAAAUUCCUAGAGGUUCACGACCUGAUGAAUCGAGGGAAUUUCAAAGGUCCUGCCAGCUACGCUCUUACGAAGGAAGAGAAGGAGAUCUUUUUCCAAGUCCUGAGCAGUAUCAAGGUCCCGUCUGGCUACUCGUCGAACAUAAAAGGAAUACUAAACCUGGAAGAGAAAAAGUUCCAAAACCUAAAGUCUCAUGACUGCCACGUGAUCAUGACCCAGUUACUUCCGAUUGCAUUGAGGGGGCUUCUGCCAGAAAACAUGCGAGUACCCAUUGUGAAGCUAUGUGCAUUCCUCAACGCAAUUUCUCAGAAGGCAAUCGAUCCAGCAACUCUACCAAGUUUACAGAAGGACGUGGUCCAAUGUCUUGUCAGCUUCGAGUUGGUGUUCCCACCAACCUUCUUCAAUAUUAUGACGCACCUCAUAGUUCACCUAGUCCAAGAGAUUUCCGUUCUCGGUCCUGUAUUCUUACACAAUAUGUUCCCCUUUGAGAGGUUCAUGGGAGUCUUGAAGAAUUAUGUUAAAAACCGUGCUAGGCCAGAAGGAAGCAUGGUCAAGGGCUAUGAAACAGAGGAGGUCAUUGAGUUUUGUGUUGACUUUAUUCCUGACCUGAACCCGAUCGGUGUUCCUCAGUCGCGCCAUGAGGGGAGACUGCAUGGAAAAGGCACGCUAGGAAAGAAAUCAACAACAUGUAUGGACGAGCAAUCUUUCACUCAAGCACACUACACAGUUCUAGUUAAUUCCAGCUUGGCGGCUCCAUAUAUCCAGGAACACAAGGAUAUUUUACGGCAACCAUCUUCGACUGUAUUGACCUUUAAAGGGUACGAGAUAAAUGGUAACACAUUUUACACGGCAUACCAAGAUAAAAAGAGCACCAACCAAAACAGUGGCGUCCGGUUUGAUGCAAAAGACGACAACGGGCAAAGGGUCACAUACUAUGGUUACAUAGAGCAGAUAUGGGAACUUGACUACGGACCUUCCUUUAAGGUCCCUUUGUUCUGGUGCAAAUGGUUCAACCUGUCAGGCGUGAAGGUAGACCCAAAGUACGGAAUGACAACAGUGGAUCAGAAGAAUUUUGGGUACGGCAAUGAUCAAUUUGUCCUAGCCAAUGAUGUGGCUCAGGUUUUCUAUGUGAAGGACAUGUCUAGCAGACCGAGAAAAAGAAAAGAUAAGGAAGCGAAUACAUCAGACGAUGAGCCAAGGCGCCACAUAGUUCUUUCAGGGAAAAGAAACAUCGUGGGAGUCGAGGACAAGACAGACAUGUCAGAAGAUUACAAUAAAUUUGAUGAAAUUCCUCCCUUCAAAGUCAAAGAUGAUCCAAGCAUCCCGUUAAAUGAUGAAGAUACUCCAUGGUUACGGGCUUGUACAUCGGCGUUUUCUAGUCCCUUUGCCGAAAAAUUUCGCGCGUCUUCUCUCCUUCCCGGGCGAAGCCCUGCUCCGAUUUUGCCCGACGUCCGACGUCCGCCUCCACGCCGCCGCCGCCGUGCUCGACCUCCGCGCCGCCUCGACCUCGACGUCGCCGCACGCCCCACGCCGUCCGCCGCCCCGACGCCGCCGCACGCCCCACGCCGUCCGCCGCCCCGACGCCGCCUCGACCUCGACGCCGCCGCACGCCCCACGCCGUCCGCCGCCUCCACGCCGCCCUCCUCGCCGUCGUCCGCCUCGCCGCCCCACGCCGUCCGCUGCCCCGACGCCGUCUGCCUCCGCCGCCCCCACGCCGUCGUCCGCCGCCCCGACGCCGGUGGCAAUGAGACCAACCCCAACAACGACACUACCACGAGUAGUGAUAGUGGCACCGGCACCAAGACCGGCGAUGAUGUUGAUGUAUCUAGUGAAGGACCGAAGCCGAAGAGGGCAAGAAAACCAAACGAGCUCGGCACCGGACAAAUUGUGGUCAUGGCGAUGCACCCCACGAAAUUAGAGUCAAUGAUGUCGGAGUCAGUGCGCAAGUGCUAUGGCAAUCAACUAGGAUGCAUCCCGAGGGAAACCACCAACACCAACGAUGAAAAUUUAAAGAAGAUACCACAUAUGGAGCACACACUCAAUGAAACGUGGUCCAAGAUUCAUGCUGACAAUCCGUCACUAAGGAAAGAGGACUUUGAAAAAUUCAAGGAGACUUGCACUACAGAAGAAGCGCAGAAAAAGUCAGAGAAAAUGAAGGAGCUACAGGCAAGGAACACGCCUGCCCACCGCCUGGGAAGCCGUGGUUACAAGGUGGAACAGAAAGAGCAGCACCAAAAGGAAGACGAAAGCAACGAGUCGUCUUAG
Hordeum vulgare subsp. vulgare (domesticated barley) is the source of this 3801-nucleotide messenger RNA. RefSeq lists its product as uncharacterized. Bases 1 to 3801 code for a protein of 1266 amino acids. The record is from RefSeq and is a predicted model, not a curated record. NCBI's taxonomy places the organism in Eukaryota, Viridiplantae, Streptophyta, Magnoliopsida, Poales, Poaceae. The transcript has 8 exons.